Messenger RNA from Bradysia coprophila, 1833 nucleotides. RefSeq lists its product as uncharacterized. Lineage: Eukaryota; Metazoa; Arthropoda; Insecta; Diptera; Sciaridae. The record is from RefSeq and is a predicted model, not a curated record.
CGACAUAAAAUGUCAGAAUUCUAUUCAGAGAAAUGUUUGGUUUUAAUAUUUUUAACAUAAAAUUACUUAAUACAAACAAUCGAUAAAGUCUUUCAUUCGAUCAACGACACAUUAGGUCUACCAUUUGUUCCACAAUGUCAUCCGAUCAGCAUAACAUAGAUCUACUGAAUCCAAUUAUCAAAGAAGAUUCCAUGAGCGAAAAUAAUCAAUUUUUGGCCCACAGUCCAUCGGAAGAGAAUUCGACAUAUACAGCACCACCCUCUCGACCAAAACAAAGACACAUUUACGAAAGUCCCGAGGCGAAGGCUCGCAGGCUAGCCCGGAACGCAGAACGCAUGAGAGAACGUCGUGCUAAUGAAUCUGAAGAGGAAUACCGGUUGAGAUUGUAUAAAAUGGCUGAGGCUAGUCGCCUACGACGACGGAACGAAAAUGAAGUGGAACGAUCGAUACGUCUGAUUCGGGAAGCCGCGCGACAGAGGUUGAGACGUGUUAUGGAAUCACCUGACCAACGAGCCAUUCGACUUGAAAAAUUGGCAGCUCGUGCUCGGUUGAUACGACAGAAUGAAAGUCCUGAACAGCGUGCGGCUCGACUGGAAAGGGCGGCGAAACGACAGCGGGAACGUUACUCGAACAAAUCAGACCAAGGUGAUAAGCAACAAAGUUCCAUGAGUACGCCGAGUUCGGAAAGCAGUGCACAGAACAGUGAAUGGAAUGUGAUGAUACCCGGCACCACUAUAAAAACAGAAACCGUUUCAGUUUUAUCGAAUUUGAUUGGAUCGCAACCAACGAAAUUAGUUCAAAAUCCCAGUGACAAUACGUACACCAAUCUCGUUUCUUAUCCACCCAACAAUCAAUCGCUACAGAGUCAAGUGAAAUACUACGGAAAUGUACCACACAUAUCAUCCGCCAAUGCGUUAUCAAUUCAAUGUCUUCCCGACAUUUCAUCCAUGAACCAAACGAACAUUCGUCCAACAAACGUUGCUACCAGUAUAUCAAUUUAUCCCAUUUCCACACACUACACACAGCCAUUUAUGACACCAAAUAUAAUGACACCAGUUCGCGGGCGGCCAGUUACCAUACAUCCGUCAAACGAUUAUCGAUCGGUGAAUCCAGCCCAGCGCGAAGAAGCCGAACGACAAUUCCUCUCGCACAAUAUGCUGGAAAGUACCAUAAACGCAAUGUUAAGCAGUCCGAAGCAGGGUCGCGGUCGACCGGCAAGUCGAUGUGAUAAUACGUCUGGUUACGAUGAGCGUCGAACGAAACAGGCGAAUGCUCGGCGAAAUCAGCGAAAUAAUGAAACCCCAGAGGCACGUAAGGCACGGCUAGAAGAUUUGGCACAGAGGGCGCGGAAGAGACGGGAACUGUUGAUGGCUACAGAAACCGAAGAGGAACGACGAAAACGAUUAGCAAACCAGGCGGAAUAUGCACGACAAAGGAGACUUAAGCUACAGACUCCGGAAGCUGUCAAAAGUCAAAUACAAAAGGCGAAAGUUCUGUAUUCGAAAUUGCAUGUGGAAUAAGUUGCGGCCAUUUGAGGAUUAAUUUUGUAUAUUGAAUGUAACUCAUAGUGUAGACUUAGAGAGUAUUGUGGAUGUGGACUUGUAGAUGCGACUAUUGAUGAAUGAUUAUAUAACAUAAUGUUCAAUCGCGGAAUAGAAUUAUAGGUUGCUUGUACAUGCUACGUAAAUGGUGAGUUAUUUACCGAUUUUUUUUUCUUUUUUUGAAUAAACUAUGUACGUACACUGUACACGAUUGAUAAAUUGAAAGAAGAAAAUCAUUUUUUGACUGUGUCAGAUCCAGUGAAGUCUCAAUAAUUAAAUGCUUUUCCGCUCA